This is a messenger RNA of Strongylocentrotus purpuratus (purple sea urchin), 2698 nucleotides long. Its product is annotated as caspase-3. The transcript has 6 exons. Gene Ontology annotation, cellular component: cytoplasm. NCBI's taxonomy places the organism in Eukaryota, Metazoa, Echinodermata, Echinoidea, Camarodonta, Strongylocentrotidae. The record is from RefSeq and is a predicted model, not a curated record. The coding region runs from base 230 to 1546 and encodes 438 amino acids. Gene Ontology annotation, biological process: apoptotic process; proteolysis.
GGUACAUGCAUUCUUCAGACGAUCACUUUGUGAGCGUUGACUCGACGCUGGGGAAAUCAACACUUGGGUAUGACUUGUCGGUAUUUCCCCGCGUUCUCGGAUACGAACACUUCUCUCGGCUAAACCGUUGUGUGUAUUUACUUUGGGUGUUAAUCGUUUACUUUGUGGACAAAUACUUUAAUCUGAUAAAUAUUACGUGCUUGAGUGGGAUAUUACCAAAUAAGUGGUCAUGGGGUCAAAAUUGUCAUCAAACCAUCAUUUGGUGGAAGAGCAGUGCGAGGAGGAAGACUGGAAAUUACGAAGUAAAUCGUCUUCGAUGUCGUCUGCUAUGGAAGAGAGUAAAGCAUCAAAUGUUUGCGAUAAUGAUUCGGUGGACGGACAUUCCACCAGUAUGAGCCGAACCUCAGCUGGCCUCAGUCACGAUUUCGGGGAAGACUACGCCGGUGUUAGAGAACUUGGGGAAGAAGAACCCGCUUUCGACAUCAACGAGAACUUCGACUUCGAUUCGGACCGCAUCACAGUCGACUCGGACAUGAUGACCAUGGACAGCAUCUGUGAUGGUUUUGACGUGGUUGAAAUCGGGGAUCAUCGUGACGUCGGCAUCGGAAAACGGCAACGUCCCAGUAGGGCAGCCAUCUUGGCAGGUGAUAAGGCAUCUGACAAACACAGUUCACCUGAUAGAACAAGGUCCGCCAUGGUUACCGAUUCGAACAUACCAAAUGGAGACAUUUCACACUCGUUACAACAGCUGCAGAAACUAAAUAUUAAAAGUACCGUUCAACCUGUGGUUUACAAGAUGGACUAUCCGUGUCGAGGAAAGGCGGUGAUUGUCAAUCAGACCCGGUUCGAUCCGAUGACUGGCAUGUCGAACCGGGAAGGAACGGACCCGGAUAUUGAAGGACUUGAUCGAGUGUUUAGCAAUCUCGGCUUCCGGACCGAGGCUCAUAGUGAUCUGACGAUAGCCGAAUUUAGAAAACUUCUCAAAGAACUCAGCCUUGAAGAUUUCAGCAACGACGAUUGCUUACUGUUCAUCGCCAUGAGUCACGGCGAAGAGGGCGUCCUAUACUGUAGAGAUGGCACAGUGGCAGUUGACGAGUUAGUUUGUCGCCUGAAAGGGAUCAUGUGCCCGACACUAGUUGGAAAACCAAAGCUCUUCUUUAUACAGGCAUGCAGAGGCACCCAGAUGGACCAUGGUGUUCGUGUUCCUGCCGGUGAGGGCGACGAUGAACCUGAUGCUGCCCUCGGCCAGAAAAUGUUUUACACUAUUCCGGUGGAGGCAGAUUUUCUUAUGGCAUUUUCAUCAACGCCAGGUUACUACUCAUGGCGGAGUAUCCGAGAAGGAUCGUGGUUCAUACAAGCCAUCAUUACCAUCUUUGAGAAAUACGGAACGUGCAUGGAUGUGAAUCAAAUGAUGACCCGUGUGAACAGAGCUGUCGCUUAUCGAUACGAAUCGAUAUCCGGUGACGAGCGGUACAACGGGCGAAAGCAGAUGCCGUGUUUUGUGUCAACACUAACGAAAGAACUUUACUUCAUACCGAAGAAAUAAUGAACGAGUGAUAUUCAUUGCAUAUUUAUUAUUAAUUUGUACAAAUUUAGAGACAAUGACUAUCGGCUAGAUGUUUCACUAUGCAAAGUGUAUAACAAUGCUUGCAAAAGCAACCUCGCAGAAAAGCUUUGUGUUUUUGACACCUUUCGCGGAAGAUCUGUAGAUCUGGGAACACUUCAUUCCGAAUGAAAUGAAGAACAAAUGAUUUUUUUAAGGAAUACAUUAUUUAUAAUCAUGUAAAGAUUUAAAAAUACCGACAAUGAGCUUGGCUGAUAUUAUUGUUCGAAACGGAGAGGCUACAACUGCGAGAGCAACACAUACGAAUGAUGCCGUGUUUUUAUUUUAACUUUCGUGGAAGAUCUAUAACAUCAAUGAUCAACGGUAUUGACCAUGAUGUGGAAUCUUGACAUUGACAUGAAACGUUUGUCAGCUAAUUAUUAAAAGCAUUCAAUGCUUAAAUUGUAUUUUACUCGACGAUCAUGAUCAGUAGCCGUGUUUUGUGAAUUUUUGUCUCAACGUUUAUAAAUGAAGUAUUUAUACACCAAUGAAAUCGUGGAAAUACAACGAGCACUGACCAGUUACACAUUAUAAAAUAUAGUGUAUAACUGUAAAGAUAUGAGAAAAACAAAGACUGUUUAGUUUAUCAAUGUAUACUUUGAAUAUUUGCUCAAAUUUGCAAGAGAAAGCAGGUAGAUGCCAUUCUUUUCUUUGUUAUCAACGUUGACAAAAUAAACUUAGGCCUAUAGCAAAAAAUGGCAAACUAAUGCUAAAGUCUAAUAUAUACAUGUUUAAAAAAAACACGAUUUGAGCUCGGUUUAAUGAUAUUUCAAAUCAUUUUAAUAUGAUUGCAGAUGACCUGUUUAUAUUUCAAAGUUCACGAGAGAACGUCAUACCGAAUAUGAAACGGCCACGCAUGCAACGAUUAAUGUUAAAGGAAUAAUUACCAGCUUUGUUAAUCAGUACUUUGAUGGAUGGGUUCUGCUUGAUAUAUUAUUACUGAAGAAGCAGCGUUCUCGUUAUCAGUGUAUCAUGGUCCAUGGUUAUAUAUAUUAAGUGCCUUGGUUAUUUUAGCAAGGGGCACAUAAAAGUACAAACAACCUGCUGUGAAUCAAACAAUUGGCAUUGGUUACUAGUAACUGGGUAGGGGUAAGU